This is a messenger RNA of Centropristis striata (black sea bass), 3298 nucleotides long. RefSeq names its product RNA-binding protein 4.1-like. The record is from RefSeq and is a predicted model, not a curated record. Gene Ontology annotation, biological process: mRNA splicing, via spliceosome. Lineage: Eukaryota; Metazoa; Chordata; Actinopteri; Perciformes; Serranidae. Bases 138 to 1286 code for a protein of 382 amino acids. The transcript is spliced from 4 exons. Gene Ontology annotation, molecular function: zinc ion binding; mRNA binding. Gene Ontology annotation, cellular component: nuclear speck.
GUGAAGCCGGAUAUGGAGGACAACAAGGACCGGUAGUAGCAUCAGUGGUGCAGCACCAGCAGCAAGCAGCGCCAUUUCACUUUUCAUUCAUUGGUGUCGAGGCCUCCAUCGGUUACUAGGAUCCACAGAACGUCAUCAUGGUGAAAAUUUUUAUUGGCAACCUUGCCUGCAAUGCCACACCUGAGGAGCUGCGCGACCUCUUCGAGAAGUAUGGAAAGGUCUCUGAAUGUGACAUUGUCAAAAACUAUGGUUUUGUACACAUGAGCAACAUGUCUGAAGCAGAGGAGGCGAUUCAAAACCUCCACCAGCACCAGCUGCAUGGCUGGCGUAUGAAUGUGGAGAUCAGCAAAGGGAGGCCCAAGUCCACCACCAAACUGCAUGUCAGUAACCUGGGUGAAGGGGUCAACACGGAGCUUCUGCGGGCUAAGUUUGAAGAGUUUGGCACAGUAGUGGAGUGUGACAUAGUGAAGGACUAUGCCUUCAUCCAUAUGGAGCGGAUGGAGGAUGCCAUGGAUGCCAUCAGUAAGCUGGAUAACACCGCCUUCAAAGGCAAGCUGAUGAGCGUUCAUCUGUCCACCAGUCGGCUACGCACUGCCCCAGGAAUGGGAGAUCAUACCGGCUGCUAUGUCUGCGGGAAACAUGGUCACUGGUCGAAAGAUUGUCCAGUCGGCCGGAACGGUAGCCACGGCGAAGGCACAAGAGGUCGCAGCAACCGGGCCCCCCCACGCGGUCCUCCGGGUUACGGCAGGGGCAGCUACGGGAUGGCCUCACCUCCAGAAGCUGAUUACAUGGGCGGCUCUGCGUAUAGUCGGGCUAGUUACGUAGGUGGGUUGCCGCCUCCCCCUCGUAGGCCUAGUGGCUACAGCGCUGAGCUGGGGGAUAGGUACGCCAGCAGAGCAGCCUAUGGGGACAGGUCAUCAGCUUAUGAUCGGGACCGUCUCUAUAGCAGUGUUGACUAUUAUGAGAAGUACAGAGCCCGCCCUUACGGCUCAAGCUAUUUCGAGGAUCGUCGUAUGUCCUAUCUCCCCCCUCCUCCACCUCCUCCACCUCCCCCAGCCUCCCUCUCAAAGCUCUCCUCCAGUUUAGAUGCAUAUGACCGUCGGUCAUCAGCCGCCGCAGCUGCCGCAUACUAUGCACGAGACCGCAGCCCGAUCAGACGAGUACCGGUGUCCUCGCCAGGCUACGGCUAUGAGCGAACACGGCUGUCACCGGUGUCCGGCUCCAGGAGCUCCUACGCUGUCCCACGACCCAAGGAUCAUUACGCGCCACGCUAUGCGCCUUACUAAAGCCACGGUGCCAAGGUCUAUUUGUGAACUGCAGGACUUUUCCUUUGCCAUCAUUUCUUCAAGCGACAUGAUUCCAUCACUGCGUGCUGUGCGGAAAAGCAUAUGAGAUGCAGAAAAUUAAGAUUGGAAAUCGUGUUGGCAUCUUCCAGGCACCUGAGAUACCAGUUAGUUGCCUGCAGAUGAAUUGUCCUUUCAGUUGCAUUCACAUAAAAAUUAUUAGCAAACUGCACCGUUUGACAUUUAUGAUGUAUAAAAUAAUAAUUUGCUCACUUGCUCUGCAGGUUUUCAGCUCAGUUUUAGCCAUGUCUUUUUCCUUACCUUUGUUUCUUCUCUUGAAGUUAAAUUCAGCAAAUGUUCAUUGUUUGGCUUCUGUUUCUCAUUAAGAGUAAGUAUUGUUUCUUCAGUAUAUGAAAAUGUACCUUCCAGUUUUUUCUUUGAAUGGAAUGAGGGUGAACUCAUGCUGUAACUGCUGCAGAAGAAUCUUGUCUUGCUCAGAUUUGACACGAUCUAAGUCAGCUAUAUGGAUGUGGAUAAAGAUAAAGGUUUUUUCAUAAAUGACCGUCAUUGGUGUCUUUCAGUGUGCCGUAAAGGUCCGCGCCAGGUAUGUAGUGUUGGAGCUAAAACCAGUAGCUUUCACUGACAAGUUGCUUCCUUAAUGUGUGAAAGGGUGAAACACCCAGUAAGCAGUUUAGUGGUUGGUGGGAAAGAAAGCCUCCACUCUUUGGCCCCUGUAGCACAAGAAUGGACUCUGAGAUUUACAUUGAAGAACUGAAUCCAUGUCCAUGCAACUGACCUGGCUAAAUGUCCAGCUAGGACACACAAUCACACUUUGACUUAGUAUCUAUGCUAAAACAAAUAAUCUCAAACAUUCCAGCCUCAUUUUUAUAAUUUAGGUGUGCUUCUACAAAACAACCGAUUGAUACAUUUUAUAAUACUUCAUGAGGUGUCUGCUGAGCUGAAGUCAAAAUUCUUGAAUUGAGAGUUGUUGUGUUGCACCAAAACAGCAAUGUUGGCAACAGUGCAACUGAGUAACAUCUUGACUGAUUUCUAUGGGCUGAAAUAUGUGCCACCAGAAACUGAAUUUGAAUGAUUUAUAUUUUAAUUUGAAUUGCUUCACUUGAAAAAUUGCAUUAAACAACUGAAUUUGAAGCACAUCAUUUGAAUUUGUAUUGUUCAAUUUGAGUCAUUGCAUUGAAAAAACUGAAUCUGAAUUGUAAUUUGAAAAUCGAAUUUAUUAGUUUGGAACUGAACUUUCAGUUCUCACAUUUCAAAUUCGGUUUGCAAAAUUCAAUUUCAAUUUUCUACGAUGAAGAUACACAAAGCACCUCUUUGGCCAAUCAGCAACCGGCUGGCAACAAAUGUUACAAAAGAAAACAGAGGUGCUGACUGGCCGAAGAGGCGCUAUGGCAACCUGGUGGCAACACGUUACAAAGAAAACGGAGGUGCUGAUUGGCCGAAGAGGCACUAUGUGUAUCUUCGUUGAAUUUUGCGAACUGAAUUUUAAUUGUGAGAACUGAAUGUUUAGUUCCAAACUAAUAAAUUCAAUUUCAAAUGACUAUUCAGAUUCAGUUUUUUAAUGCAAUGAUCCAAAUUGAACAAUACAAAUUCAAAUUAUGAGAUUCAAAUUCAGUUUUUUAAUGCAAUUAUUCCAGUUAAGCAAUCAAAUUCAAAUAUAAAUAAUUCAAAUUCAGUUUCUGGUGGCACAUAUUUCAGCCCGUAUAUUUCUUCCCACUCUUAACAUUGCACACUUUGACCACAUCCGCUAUCAGAGAAUAACCCAUCAUCUUGAAUUUGAAUGUGUUCAUAUAACAGCAUAAGCAGACAGAGAGAUGUGAGGCAGGACUCAGGGCUUGGGCUGUAUAAACCAUGAGGCACUUGUGUUUUCUUGAAGUUGCCUUUGUUUGUUUUGCAUAUAGGUGGAUUUGAAGUUUGUGUUUUUCAUACUAGCUGAAAUGUACCAGCAUACAUAAAACAUGAAAUGAAUUUGAUUUUUAAUAAAGCCAAAAUUAUUU